CAACAAGAGCAGCUAUCUUCAUCACCUUUUGGAAUUACCACAUGUUAAGUGCGUGUGUUUGUGGGAAGAUUUAUUCUAUUUGAAUUUCCCAUUCCUGUAGCAUCUACUAUUUAUUCAAUCGUAGUUAGUCCCGUACAACGAGGACCACGCAGCUGAGAAAGGGAAGGGACAGUCAAGCUCCAUAUAAAUUCGCACGGAAUAUAAACUACCCCAGAGACCCGCGUGGCCGAACUUACAUCGCCCUUUUCAAUACACAGGGGCGGCUCUAAUCCCAUAUACUACAUGUAUAUACAGAGGCGACUCAGAAACUCGAUUUACCAGAUCUACAUACAUGAGCAAGCGUCACCUAUCAGGAGACUUUAAGAAUAUACUAAACAGCAUCUCCUGCCUCUUCAAUCGCUGUUCCGCCUUCCAUCUCCACAGCUGUAUCAUGGCACCCAAAAGCACACUCGGGGGCGGGGCGAAACCACCUCAGCAGAUGCGGAACAUCACUAGCAGACCACGUUUAACCCAUUUCCUCUGCCUGCCAUUGGUAAACUCAAUCUCCAUUCCACAGCUAGUCUCAUCCCUGGCAGAAUUCCGGGAUUCCAUCCCACUCGUACCUCCCCCUGUCUCCGCUCUUGUAGCAGCUUCAGCUCAGCUCCCUCACACACCCCUUUUCCCUAAUGGAGCGCUGAGGCCACUAGGCACUUUGCACCUGACCCUUGGGGUCAUGAGUCUGCCUACCAAAGAGCGCCUAGAGGGAGCGCUGGCAUUCUUUCACUCAUUGGAUCUUGAAUCGAUGUUGCGAGAUGUGGAGGCUCAGGCGAGGGCUGUAACGGCCGGCGAAAGUGGUAUAUCAAAUGCCAUCGCUGCUGAUACGGCACCACAGCCGCUUAUAAUUGAUUUAAAAUCCCUACAUGCGCUUCCCAAAGCGAGGGCUGCCACAAUUCUUCACGCGCAGCCCGUCGAUAACACAUCCCGCCUCUACCAAUUCUGCGUCAGUUUGCGGAAUAAAUUUAUCGAGGCUGGUUUUAUAGAGCAGGAGAUGAUCAAAAACUCUCCUAGGUCCAAGAACCAAGCCGGUAGGAUCAGUGGUAAUAAGGUACAUGCAGAUGGAUCGGAUUCUGAAGGCCUCGAGGGAGGCCAUGGCGACAACGAUGAUAAGAACAGCAACAUCGGUGCAGCCUCCUUGUCCACUCAAGCCGAAGCACCCUCAUUGCCGUCGGAUCGAAAUGCCCGAAAACCACGUCCGCUCCUCCUACACGCCACUAUCGCCAAUACGGUCUAUCUACCCCGUCGCAAGCAGCGGGAUGGGAAGCGCAAGGAACCGUUCAAGUUCGACGCGCGGCCGCUUCUGAUGGAAUUUGGCGAUUAUGAAUUCCCGAACACCGACUUAGAUAGCUGGGAUCAGGAGCGUGCAUACGGUAAGAACCAUGCCUUAUCGUUGGAAGUUGAAGGGGAGGGGGAGGGGGAGGACAAGGAGGAGGAUGAAGUGCUGGAAAAGCAGAAAGAGAGUAAGAGGGAGAGAAGGGAGAAGGGGCCCUUUGUCUGGGCGAGGAAUAUUCCCAUUGAUCGUGUUUGUAUUUGCGAGAUGGGCGCAAAGCCGGUAUCUGAUGAUGGUGCGAACGGUGGGCAGUUGCUGGGUGAGGCCUAUGUUAGUAUUGCGGAGGAAAGUUUGGUAUUUGCGCCGCGGGUGGCAGGGGAUGGAGAUGGAGAUAAUGGGGAUCGGUCGGAUGAUGGGGGUGUUAAGCUACAUUAA
Messenger RNA from Histoplasma capsulatum G186AR, 1741 nucleotides. RefSeq lists its product as uncharacterized. The coding region runs from base 431 to 1741 and encodes 436 amino acids. The transcript is spliced from 2 exons. Gene Ontology annotation, biological process: regulation of DNA-templated transcription; DNA alkylation repair. The record is from RefSeq and is a predicted model, not a curated record. Gene Ontology annotation, cellular component: nucleus. NCBI's taxonomy places the organism in Eukaryota, Fungi, Ascomycota, Eurotiomycetes, Onygenales, Ajellomycetaceae.